Messenger RNA from Bacidia gigantensis, 1659 nucleotides. RefSeq lists its product as uncharacterized. Gene Ontology annotation, cellular component: mitochondrion. The record is from RefSeq and is a predicted model, not a curated record. Gene Ontology annotation, molecular function: methylmalonate-semialdehyde dehydrogenase (acylating, NAD+) activity; malonate-semialdehyde dehydrogenase (acetylating, [NAD(P)+]) activity. Gene Ontology annotation, biological process: L-valine catabolic process; thymine catabolic process. NCBI's taxonomy places the organism in Eukaryota, Fungi, Ascomycota, Lecanoromycetes, Lecanorales, Ramalinaceae. The transcript has 4 exons. The coding region runs from base 1 to 1659 and encodes 552 amino acids.
AUGCAGAGACUAUCCAGCGCCGUCUCACGUAAAGCGGCGUUAACAACCAAACGGCCAAUAUUUUGCACCCCUUCUUCGACCCCCGCCCGCAAAUCCUGGGCACGAAUCCCACCCUUUCACCAACGAGGCCUUACAACAAGCGUUGCAGCAACCGUCGGCGACCCAAAAGCUUACCCAAAGAGUCAUGCCACAAAAGCCUCACCUUACAAGACCCAAAACUUCCUCAACAACUGCUUCGUUGAGUCGAAAGCCAAGGCUUGGAUAGAUUUGAAUGACCCAGCUACAAACAGAAUCGUUACCCAUGUCCCUCAGAGUACUGACGUAGAGCUCAAGGAUGCGGUCAGAAGCGCUCAAAAUGCUUUCUAUACAUGGAGGGCUACAAGUCUACUGCAUAGACAGCAGAUUAUGUUCAAGUUUGUCGCGCUGAUACGGCAGCAUUGGGAUAGAUUGGCGGCGAGCAUCACUCUAGAGCAAGGGAAGACCUUCGCUGAUGCCAAAGGCGAUGUUCUGAGGGGUCUUCAAGUAGCUGAGACGGUAGCAAAAGACAUGGAAACACGGAGCUAUAGAGAACCGUUGGGAGUAGUGGCUGCUAUUUGUCCAUUCAACUUUCCGGCAAUGAUACCACUUUGGUCGAUACCAAUUGCCACUAUCACAGGGAAUACGUUGAUAUUAAAGCCCUCAGAACGUGAUCCUGGCGCUGCAAUGAUCUUGGCUGAGCUUUCGAGGGAGGCAGGCUACCCGGAUGGCGUCAUCAAUGUUAUCCAUGGCUCGUCAAAGGCUGUUGACUUCAUCAUUGAUGAGCCAGCUAUCAAAGCAAUCAGCUUUGUUGGUAGCAACAAGGCAGGCGAGUACAUCUACACUCGAGGCUCUGCCAACGGCAAACGUGUUCAGGCCAACUUAGGGGCAAAGAAUCAUGCCGCAGUAUUACCUGAUUGCGAUAAGAAUCAUGCUCUAAAUGCAAUAGCUGGCGCAGCCUUUGGUGCUGCUGGACAGCGCUGUAUGGCUCUUAGCGCUCUCGUCAUGGUUGGACAAACGAUUCAAUGGCUUCCAGAACUUGCAGAGAAAGCCAGAGGACUGAAUGUAAAUGGAGGCUUUGAGGAAGGAGCCGACCUAGGGCCUCUCAUUAGCCCUCAAAGUCGUGAAAGAAUAGAAGGUCUUAUUGCUUCUGCUGAGAAAGAGGGUGCCACUAUCCUAUUAGAUGGCAGAGGCUACAGACCCGAAAAGUAUCCUGACGGAAACUGGCUAGGGCCCACGAUUAUUACAGAUGUCAAACCUCAUAUGACAUGCUACACUCAGGAGAUCUUCGGACCAGUCCUUGUCUGCCUUUCUGCGUCAAGUUUGUCUGAUGCAAUAAAUCUCAUAAACACUAACGAGUAUGGUAAUGGGGUUGCAGUCUUCACUCGUUCUGGUUCAUCUGCAACGCGCUUUCAGAAGGAUGUCGAGGCAGGUCAAGUCGGCAUUAAUGUUCCCAUACCAGUCCCGCUUCCUAUGUUUUCCUUUACUGGAAACAAGAAAAGUGUCGCUGGUGGAGGGGCGAACAACUUCUACGGCAAGAGUGGUAUCAACUUUUACACGCAGACAAAGACUGUCACUAGUCUUUGGAGAGGUGAAGACGCUAUUGAAGGCAAGGCUGGAGUCAACAUGCCGACUCAUAACUGA